AUGCAAGAGUUUUUCACUCGACUAGAAAAGGCGUGCAUCGAACUCCACCAACCAUUGCCUGAAAUUAAGGAAGAAGGUUUAAGCCUUUACGAAGCCCAGCAAGAAUUAUUGAAAUACGUGAAUAAAUAUGAAGCUGUCGUUAAUGCUAAGAAACUAGCUCUGGAAAAUCUUAACAAAAAACAAAUACAAUUAUGCAAAAUCUUAACAAAAAACAAAUACAAUUAUGCAAUUGAUUUGAAGUACCCCCCAUUGCCUACCCAAGCACAGUUUGAUAAAUUGGAAGCAGAAAAGUUUGAACGCGAGGAAAAAUUCGUAAAUUUGAAACACGAAAUCACAGAAAUCGUUGAUGAAAUCAAAUACAAACCCAAUAGCGACUUUGAAAGAGAGGUAUUGUCUUCAGAUGAUAUGAUGUUGAGUAACCAGAAUCUAAAAAUGCUGGAGUUUUUCGCCAAGUGUAUGAAAGAGCUCAAACUAUCCACCGAAGAAGAAGUGUCCCAUUUAAGAACAAGAAUUGAAGAUCUAUGGAAAAUGUUGGAUAUCGAGUUAAUAGAUAGAGAUGAAUUUAGAAGUCAUUAUUGUACUAGUAGAUAUAUUAUAGGUAGGAAAAGGCAACUCAUUGGAUACUUUGGAAGCGUUAAAAAUUGAAGUAAAAAGAUGCGAGGAAUUUAGAAAAGCCAAGAUAAAAAAUUUUGUGGACAAAUUGAGAGACCAACUCCAGACUAUUUGGACAACAUCUCAGAGUUUCAGGUAUCUUUAUAAUGAUUUUUAUACAGAGGAUUUGCUUGACCUGCAUGAAUUGGAAAUUCAGAAAUGGAAGAAAUAUUACGAAGAUAACGGCAAACUUUUGGAUAUAAUAAAGAAGCACCAGGAAUUGUGGGAUAA
Molecule: messenger RNA, 882 nt
Organism: Ceutorhynchus assimilis (cabbage seed weevil)
Lineage: Eukaryota; Metazoa; Arthropoda; Insecta; Coleoptera; Curculionidae
Source: the annotation of a GenBank genome assembly